AAGGUCUCCAGGUCUACAAACUAACUUUGAAUGAAAUCGAUUACUGGGCUGCUCAUCAGCACUAUAAAGAAUCCCCCAUUCUGCUCGGCUAGAGGUGUCACCUGUGACCGGGUAGAGAUGAAGACUCCGCAGACCUUUCGAGGAUCACCGGUGCUGCUGCUGCUGCUGCUGCUGCUGAAAGGGGUUUACGCCAACGUGUACAAGCCAGUCAUCAUCGUGCAUGGGAUCUUCGAUGGACCAAAACAGUUCGAAAACCUGUCUAAUUUCAUAACUAAGGUGCAUCCAGGCACUGAGGUGACAGUGAUUGACUUGUUUGACGACAUGGCCAGUCUCAAGCCAUUGUGGAAGCAGGUCCAAGGCUUCAAGAAAGCCAUCGACUCCAUAAUGCAAAAGGCCCCUGAUGGCGUCCAUCUUCUGUGCUUCUCACAAGGUGGUCUAAUUUGUCGAGCACUUCUCUCCACGACUCCAGACCACAAAGUGCACACCUUCAUUUCGCUGUCUUCACCACUGGCUGGGCAGUAUGGAGACACAGAGUACCUGAGGCAUAUAUUUCCAGACUCCAUGAAGAAGACACUGUUUUGUAUUUGCUACAGCAAGCUGGGACAGAAAGUAUCUAUUUGCGACUACUGGAACGACCCUCACCACAGGUCCCGCUACCUGCAGAGCAACAGCUUUCUGCCGGUCCUUAAUGGUGAAAAACCUCACAGCAACAUGAAAGCAUGGAGGGGAAACUUCCUGCGCAUCAAGAAGCUUGUGCUAAUUGGAGGACCAGAUGAUGGUGUCAUCACACCAUGGCAGUCCAGCCACUUUGGAUUCUAUGACAGCAACGAAAAUGUUGUAGAAAUGAGGAACCAGGAGUUUUACAGGAACGAUACAUUUGGGCUGAAGAUGCUGGACGCUCGUGGGGACGUGUCUGUGUGCAUUCACUCUGGAGUGAAGCACGUUCACUGGCACUCCAACUUCACAGUGUUCGAGAGCUGCAUAGAGAAGUGGCUCACAUAAAAAAACUAACUUACCUUACUACAGAGUGUGAGAGAUGUUAAUUACUGUGCUACAUUACUUAACUGAAAUAAACUAUAUAAUCAAAACUG
Molecule: messenger RNA, 1091 nt
Organism: Micropterus dolomieu (smallmouth bass)
Lineage: Eukaryota; Metazoa; Chordata; Actinopteri; Centrarchiformes; Centrarchidae
Product: lysosomal thioesterase PPT2-A-like
Exons: 8
Coding region: 31-1002 (323 amino acids)
Cellular component (GO): lysosome
Molecular function (GO): thiolester hydrolase activity
Source: RefSeq, a predicted model, not a curated record